Molecule: messenger RNA, 1474 nt
Organism: Conger conger (European conger)
Lineage: Eukaryota; Metazoa; Chordata; Actinopteri; Anguilliformes; Congridae
Gene: nhej1
Product: nonhomologous end-joining factor 1
Exons: 8
Coding region: 283-1311 (342 amino acids)
Biological process (GO): double-strand break repair via nonhomologous end joining
Cellular component (GO): DNA ligase IV complex; nucleus
Molecular function (GO): DNA end binding
Source: RefSeq, a predicted model, not a curated record
GAGAAAGGGCACAGGAGGGGGUAAACGGGGAGGCGAGGGGGGCCGUGCUCACCCCCAUGUGCGUGCUGUUGGGGUCGGCGUCCAGGUAGUGGGGGUUGAUGUUGAAGGGCACCAGCCCUAAGGCAGCGAAGGUGGGCGGGUAGACGAUGGGCAUGUCGUUGGUGGUGUUGAUGCUGACGGUUGCAACGUUGGUGCCUGCGCUCGACCCCAUGAAAGGAAUCCCAUCCUGAAGCCCAACACUCUCCAGUUACUAACCCGCAAGACCACCACCACCUCGAAGCCAUGCAUACGUCACAGACCUGGGGCAGAGCAGCGGUAUCUGCUUUGUGCAAUAUGGUGAGUGUGGGCGUGUCAGAGGACCUUCUGCGGGAGCAGUCCUGGGUUCCGGUCUGCCUGGGGGGCGUCCAGCUCCUGGCCAAGUCCUGGUUUGCAGACACAGCGUACCGGCUUCUGCUGAGCGACCUGCAGUGUGUGUGGGAAGAAGAGAUGGAUGCUGCUGCCAUUCAGGACAGAGCACAGGACCUGAACAAGCGUCUGCGUGCACCUGUCUCCGCCUUCUUCUCACACCUGUGCACGGUGGCGUGUCCUCGCCUGACUGGGGGAGGGGGAGGCGAGUUAGAGGAGAACGUGGACCCUGCAGAGUUCUCCCUGCUGCGUUCCCAUGACUGCCUAGAGGUCCGGCUCAAGAGUGAGCUUGCGGGGGUGCCCUUCUACUGGGAAUUCCGCUGCACCCCUGCCGCUGUGACAGUGGUGUGCAGGCACUUUGUGCAGCCCUUGCUGGCAGUGAGCAGGGUGCUGCAGAGGCAGGUGGGGGAGCUGGGGGCUCUGCUCUCCAGGAAGGAUGCAGAAAUCCAGGACUACAAAGAGAAUGGAGCUGAGCUGAGCAGAGCUCGCUUGAAGACGGAGGUGUUUGAAGAACAGAGCUAUAGAGAGGGCUUCAUCGCACAGGCGCUGCCCCAGGUGUGCGCUGCGCGGGAUGAGCUGGCGUUCGACACGGAGCUGCAGGAGCUGUACACAGCUGUGACUGCACACCGCAGUGGCCGCAAGCGCAAGAGCUCCGACAGCCGGGCCCCUGGGGACCCGCUACCCAAACGCCAGAGUCCCCCAGAGGCCCCCAGCCGCUCCACAGUCCCCGGAGCAGAGCUCGGUAGUGCUGUGGGUCAGGCAGAGAGCCGCUCAGCUGGGCCAGAACCUGGACCCGGGUCAGCAGAGGUUCCCCAGCAUGACCAGACCGCCCCCCUCAACCAAGCCCCGUCCGAUAGGCCUGUUUCUCGGCCCCGGAAGAAGAAAGCUCUUGGGCUGUUUCGGUGACCAGUGGACGUUCCUCUUGGUGUGUUGGCUCCAUUUUAAGGACUGAUCUCUGGAAUGAUUCAUUCUUAAAAAUGUUUACAUUCUGUUAACACUAUUUUUUUCUACAGUUUUUUAAAAUUGGUUUAUCGUGUCAAGCAAUAUAAUAAAGUGUCCUUCUCGAGUA